AUCGCUUCCAUACUUGUGUGUUUACAUCGCUGGUUAUCCUGCUACUUAUGUUACUACAGCUGCAGAUAAGUAGCACAUGCCAGAGUGUUUAAGCAGAACAAGUGAUAUUCAUGAAUGGAAGGUUUGGUAAUUAUGUAACUGAGACAAACAAUCGGAAUUUAACUCGAAAAACAGUGUUCUGCUGGCGGGAAUUGAGAGGCAUCUCAGUAACUGAAGGUAAAGAACGCGAGAAGUUAGUUUUAAGCAUAACGCCGGACACGAGAUGUCGGCGAAGAGUAAAACCAGUAACGAAACCACCGAAGAAGUGGAAGAAGAGGUGAAUGAAGACGAGGAAGAGGAAGAAAACAGGGAGGUAGAGGACGGCCGCGUUUGGUGGAUUGGAAAGAAAGUCAGCGAAAUGCUGAGGUUCGCUCUGCCGUCCCUCACACCCUCCCUCACCUGGCCACAACACCCGGAUCUUGACCAUCAUCACAUUCCCCUCAAAAAAUAUUUGGACGAAGCCCAGGAAGGCAGUCUGCUCCUCUUCUGGCAUCCGGACGCUGACGACGAGGAACAAGCCGAAGGAGGAGGCGGCAUAGACUGGGACGAGCAGGCGAUUGGAGCGCCGUUCUCCUCUGCUGCAGGAACGACGACUUUCUCCUGGAAAUUCGACGAUGCUGACCAAGAUGAUGACGAUGAGGAACACGAACCCAAACUUGAGGUUGAGACCUAUGUUCAAGUGACGGGCGACGGCCCGAGACUUCAGGUUCUGGAAGGCGGGUUUUCUCCUGAAGUCAUAGGCCAGGCUUCGGUGCUAGUGAAGAAGGUCGUGCAAGGAAGCGUUCCACUCAUGACAAAUACCCUGGAAGCCAGCGUCCAAAUGCCCAAUUAUCUCCACAUGACUUUCUUCCAUCGCCAGACGCAUUUCGUGAUGCACGAGAUGUUCGAUUCGCUCUAUUUACCAUUGUGUGAGAAACUGGGGAAGAGCGACAGAACCGGGUACCUGGCCUCUCUGUCGAAGACGUUCUCCAGGAUAAGUAAUCUGAAGGAACCUGACCCGCCCCUGGACUACGAUUCCGAAGAGGACGAGACCAAGAAGCGCCCGUCGAAGGUCGCCUCCUCGAGAGACGCCGACGCCGAAGAAGGCGGGAAGGGCGGGAACGGUGACCAGAAGGACGGCAAGGAGGAGGAGGAGGAGGACGCGGGAAGGAGCCUGGAGGUGCUCUUCCUGAAGAACGUCAACAGAAUGAAGGCGAAAUUCUCUCAGGAAGUGAAGGAACCUACACUUGGGGACUUACGCCAGUCUUGGACCGAUAAUUACCUGGUUCUCUCUGCGUCUCUGGCGUUUGUUAAAGCACACCCUGUGAUCAACAGCAACGCCGAACUCGACAGCGAAAUGGCAGCAGAAGCCAAGGGCAGCGUCGAGACGCUCUCAGGCCUCCACACUGGCUACUCCGACUGCUAUCGCUCUCUGUUCUACUUGGAAAAGUUCUUCAGGGUCGUGGGUGAGGGCCGCCUGGAAGCGCUGGCAGGCCACGCAGACGGUUUGCUGGAAGUCCUGGAAUUCAUCUGGAGGCUGGGGAAGAAAGAUGGCAUUAGUGGGAAAGUCCAGAUAAUCUUGGAGUCGGCUGUGCAAAGUCUGGUAGAACUGGUCACUCAAGAACUGCGCCCUGUCAAUCUCCUGCCCUCGAACAUGCGUGAACCCGUGCCAUUACUAAAUUCUCAGAGCAGAGUGAAGUCAGCCUUGGCCAUUGUGGAGGAAUGGGAAUCUGUCAUCACGCGCUACGGAGAAUCUAUUAACCAGUCUGCAAAGAGACAGAGAGACGGGCGACAAGACUUUGACCCUUGUCGGGUGUUGGGCACCAUCGCCAGCGUCAGGUCCAUCUGCGACGAUUUGGACGAAAUAAUGAAGGUCCUCUUAGAAGCUCAGACGGGGUUCUCGGGCGAAUGGUCAGCCCUCAUCAGAGUCCGGGACCCCGACCAAUUGAAGAACAUCACGUCGCAGGUGCUAAAGGUACUGACGGCCUACGACUUCAACAUCUUCUCUCCGAGGAACUACGACAGAUGGGUGAGGCAGAAGGACGACUUCCAGCUGUCUGUCCAGAAGUGGGAGCAGGCAGUCAUCAACGCUAUUCACGAGAGCUUCAAAGACAGGCUAACAUCCGAGUUGGUGACUGCCGUGGCAGGGGUACUCGGAAAACAGCCCUGUAGAGCAGUAUUCAGGGAAUUGCUCAUUUCACGGCUGCCAGAUUUACUUUCUGCCUUUGCAACAGAGGUCAAAGGGAUACGGGCAGACUUCCAGGCCCAGCAAAAGAUUGAGAGACCUGGGACCCAGGCGCCGUUGUCAGGUCGAGUUCGCUGGAUGGCUACCUACCUCACCAAGAGAUUGGCAGCGUGGACCACGCUGAAGGAUCUGUAUUCCCAGUAUCAGGGUUCAAGUGCUGGGGGAGAGCUCUGGGCCGAAGUAGGCGCAGAGGUAGAGGAAGUGCAACACGAGGUAGAAGGGGCACGGGCCAAGAUGGUGACCGGGUGGAGCGAGAGAGUUACCCAGCAGAUCCCUAAGUUGCUGGUGACGCCAGUUCUGUCCAGGAACCCAGAUCACAAAGGGCCUGGCGGAUGGCAGGUACAGCUCCCUGGAGAACUGCAGUGGAUCGUCUGGGAGUCUGGGCAACUCCUGCAGACGGGGAUCAAGCCCCCGGAACUGGCUGUUCAUCUGACGCUCCAUUACCAGACCCUGCAGACGGCGGCCAUGAGUCUGCAUCUCACCCUCAAUGAUUACCAUGCAGUGCUUGCUGAACUUAGUCAGGUGCAGCGUGAAUUACUAAGCGCCGAGCUGUCUGGCGCCGAGAGAGUUCUGGCAGCCGGGCAGAGGGUGGUGACCUGGUCUCCCGCCGCAUUGACACAUUUCAGCGCCUCCUGCAAGGAUGUCAUUGAACACGUCAGAGCUUUGGCCAACAAGCUCAUGAGCAUCACCCACCGACUCGAGGACUACCUAGCAACUAUCCAGAGGACGAACCUGCUGGAGGUGACGCCCGGGGGGGCGUCGCCAAAGCAGAUGCCGUCUCUGAUGGAGCUUAUGGAGGUCUGCAGCAAUCGGCGGGACGAAGCCCUUGAGAUCCUGGAGGAGACCUACGACAAGCUGGUGACCACCCUGGGGUCAGCAGGCCUCCUUCUGGACAGCGCCGAGGAGGGGGCCCCAGAACAGCUGGCCAUCCACAUUCGAGCCGCCCCUGACCUCAAGCUGAGACUCGGGCCUUUCUUGGAGCACUGGAAGCACAAUGUCAAAGAAGCAAUCAUUCUGAUGAUGGUCGGCAGCAUCCGGGGCUUCGAGGAGUGGCUGAACGGGGAGGCGGUCCUAUUCGGGGUCGAGGCCAACCUCACCAUGACCGGGGCACUGACCCUGUCCCCCGCCCCUAAUACCCUCGCCACGACCCUGGCGGACGCCCUUGGGCAGACGGUGAGAUGCGCCAUGUCCUUCCGUCACUGGGCCGAACUGGACGACGGCACGGCGGCUCUGGAUCCAGCCCCCACGGCUGACGAUGACACCCUGGCGGCCACUACCUUCUACAGUCAGAUUUCGACCGAUCCCCGCCUUCAUGACUCGGUCGACAGAGUCCAGACUACAUUUGCGAAAGUCAUCCACAAACUGGAUAAGGAUUUGCAAAAGUGGUACGCCUACGAACACGUCUGGAAGAGGGACAAGGUGGUGACGGUGACCCGGUUCUGCAGCAGAGGUCCCUCUGUCAAGCAGUACGACGACAAACUCCGAUUCUACACUCACCUCUCGACUGAACUCGCCCAGGCUACCGGUCAACUCACGCACGGAUGCGUCAACCUGAACGUGGGGGGACUGGUGAAGCAGGUGGUGGAGCACAUCGACGAAUGGAUGAAGCUCUUGGGCAAAGGACUCCUGCAGGAGGCCAGGUCUCGGAUGCAACACGUCCUGCACCAGAUCACGACAAUCAACAGCGCCUUGCAGAAGUCACCUGACGACCUGACGGCACUGACGGUGGUCAUGAAGGGCGUGGGUCAGGUCAGCUCUGAGCAGGCUCACCUGCACACGGCACUCCUUGAUGUCAGUCAGAUGUUCCAUACCCUCCAAGUCUACGGGAUCAAGGUACCCAAACGCGACUACGAACAGCUGGACGACACCUCUGCCCGCUUGGAAGUCCUUCAUCAGACAGCUGCGACCGUCCAGAAAGCUGUUGAACCCGUGCAGCAGCUGUUCCUGUCAAGUACCCAGAAUAAGAUCGACGAAUUCAGCAGCACGGUGCGGGACUUCCACAGGAGGUUUGAGGACCAGGGACCCGGCUCCGUCGGGGAGAAUUUGGAGAGGGGCGUCGAGCUUCUGAAGGAAUAUUCUGCAGAAGUGGAAGAAUUAUUAAAGAUCCGUCGGGCUCUGGAAGAAGAGGAGGAGAUCUUUGAUUUGGCUGCCACUCAGUACCCUGGCCUGGACAAUGCCAUACACGUCAUGAAACAAAUGAAGGGCGUCUUUGCCAUCUACCAGAAGCUGAGGACGAUCGAAACCACUUGGCGAACGAUGCGUUGGCCGACUGCGAAACUGGACGAACUGAAGCACCAGGUGGAAGGAAUCCAGAGGGACCUGGCUGAGUGCGAAGGAUCUCAGGAUACAGAGGUCGGGAGGUCCCUCCACCAGCGUCUGCAAGACCACGCCAACAGUCUGGAAGUCACGGCGGCUCUGAGGCAGCCCGCAGUCCAGCCUCGUCACUGGCAGCGUCUUAUAGCAUCUGCAGGAUGCAAGGCUGACUGGGUCGGAGGAAGGAGCAUGAGUGGUGUCAGCGUCUGGGACGUCCUGGAGCUGCGCCUCUCUCGACAUCCCCUCCUGGUGGCCACAACUGUGGCCAUGGCCAUCAAGGAGAACAUCUUGAACAAUCACCUCACGAACAUCACGCAUUGUUGGCAACAUGCCAGGCUAACCGUGGUCACCACAUCUUCCCUGUGGUAUGUGGAUGGACUCGAUGGACUUCUGCAGCACUUACACCAUCAUAACCUCGCAUUGAAGACCUUAAGAAGUACAAAAUACUGUCGACCCUUCGAAGACGACGCCAGUCGCUUAGCGAAGACGCUGGUGAGGAUCGAGGAGCUGCUGGAGGCCUGGAAAAGCACCCAGAGCAGAGUGGUUCUUCUUCUUUCGCCUGCCGUCAGUUCCCUGCUCGACACCUCGGUCCUCAAGGUUAAACACAGACAGCUGAUCGAGAGGACGGAAAGAAGACCCAUGAUCCUGGAACUGUCCGCCAACGGGAGUUACGUCCAAGAGGUGUCGUCCCUUAGACGGGAAGCUGAUCUCCUGCUCUGCCGUCUGUCCCAGUCCCUGUCGAAGCCCCGCCGACAGUGUUCCAGGCUCUACCUCCUGACGGAUCAGGAGAUGACCCGCUUAUUGGCCGAGCCCUCGUGCAAGUUGCUCAGUGAAUUUUCUUAUAAGCUCUUCAACAAUGUGGUCGCCAUGAAAUGGGUGGACACGUACGUCACGGGCGUGGUUAGCGUCGAGGGCGAGCAGCUGGAUCUUCCCACUGCCGUCAACAUCGCCCAACUGGAGCCAAACGCCCAACCGGACGCGGGCGGCGUGGGCGUUGGCGCCAAAGUCCAGAGGAUCAUCGAUGGCCUCAAUCUGGCAAUGAGGAAAGCUAUGAAAUCCUCCGUGGACGAACUGGGGAGAGAGAUCAGGCUGUUUCGUUCGAUAUUGCAAGAGCAACCUGUUGCAGCAGUGACCGUAGCCUGGAGAGUUUGGUGGGCGGCUGGAGUGGACGUAGCCUUACAAAAGAGAGCAAAAGGAAACAGAGAAACCCUCCGUCAGGUUCUGGAAAACGUGAACGAAGACCUCCUCUUCUUGCUGGAAGCCAUGGGACGUGGGGCACCCAUUGAGGGGGAGGGGGAGGUGGAGGAGGUCGAUGACCAAGACUAUGAAGGCACGGCGCCAUUGAGCUCCGUCCGGACGUCCUCACGCCUCUCCACCCGGACAGCAAGGCGCCCCCAGCCUCCGGCGCUCCCUCCAGAGAGGGGUCUCUCCCUACUCAUGGCCUGCAUUCACGCCAGGGACGUUGUCGCCGCUCUGAUUCGCAACAACACAAGCCGGACUGACGCCUUUUCAUGGAUCUGCCAUCUGAGAUAUUCUUGGCAAAAUAGUCACUCUUCACUUCUACUUCACGCCGCCCACUGUCACAUCGAAUAUGGGUAUGAGUACAGCGGCUGUGGAAAUCGCGAUUACGUCCUGACCCCAGGAACUGAAAGGUGUAUUUUGGCGCUAAUCAACGCCAUAACUGCUCACACUCCCCCAUUGCUCGUCGGUAAAAGCGGAUGUGGCAGACAAAGUCUGCUGGAAACUGCUGCGCAUCUAGCUGCUCGAUUCAUCACGAGUUUCACGAUGUCCAAGCUUACCUCGGCUAACACCUUGAAGAUUCUUUUGACAGGAACAGUCAUAGGAGGUUGGUGGACGGUGUUUCGAGACUGCACUGCGGCUACUCCAACUGUCCUGUCUGCCCUUGCGUCAACUUUGCUCGCCAUACACCAGGCUCACAGUCACACGACGUCAACCCCUGUUAUUCAGAUUGCAGGAGAGGAAGUCAGUUUGCAUCCUAGUGCAGGCAUUAUCCUCAUAGCAGAGCAGUUCCCCAGUGGUGAUAAUGAUGGGAAAACCAACUUGAACUCUAUAGUGAAUGCUAACAAGGUUUUUGUGAAUGGCUGGAAGUUGCCUCACUCGAUGGAGACACUUACGCGUCCAAUACGUGUCGCUCCUCCACCCAUAAACACCUUGAUCUUUGCAUGGCUUCAGGCCAGUGCCAUUCCCAGGGCUCAGGAGGUGGGCGAUGUCGUGGCAGAGGUCCUACGGCAGGUCAUGGAAUCCUAUCGCACAGAUGUUGUCAGUAGCCUUCGUGUUUACAUGAGGUUAACCCAGCAGGUCAUGUCAACCCUUUCGGCUCUCCAGAGUAACUCGACCCCGGUUGAAGCUGCCGCUGCUGCAUUUAGGAAAGUGAUGGUUCCUCUCGUUCCCAAGAAAUCAGUGCUAGCAGUUGACAGCGUCCUGGAUCUCCUCAAGCCAGAAGAUGACGAUGGUGACUCGGGCGCCGAGGUCGAGAAGGAGAGCGACAAACUCCUGAAGGAGACCAUCCUGAGACAGCUAAGUCUCAGACACAUUCCUUCGCAGAUGGAGACAAUCAACACCCUCGUCAACGACCUGGACGACUGGGGCUGCGUGGUGGUCGUAGGACCUCCUCGCUCUGGGAAGUCCUCCGUCAUCUCGGUGGCCACGAGGUUCCUCCUGCAGAGGGAAUCGGAGCCGAGGACAUCUGACGGUUACCCGCAGAGCCCUUCGGACGCGCCGAGGUCGUCUUCUCUCACGGAAGGGCGGUCUAAUACUCCUAUGGAGUCGCAGACGAAGGGUCCUGGAGGAGGAGGAGGAGGAGUGGAGGUCGAGUUCCUUCAGACGGAUCGAGAGUUGGCGGACAGGUUCGUCUUCGCCUUGAGGCCGCGUAGUUACAGCACCUCCAGGUUCUACGGAAACUCGGAAGGCGACGGACUUUUUUCCAGUCUUCUGCAACACCUUGCCUGGAAAAGGUGUCGGAGCUUCGUGGUCCUGGAAGGGAGGGAGAGCGCCGAGUGCCUCCUCCGCAUGAGGGAUCUGCCUGGAACGUUGGUCCUGGAAUCCUUGAAGACCCUGCAGCCGAAUGGAAACGUCACCUUCAUCAUCGAGGUCUGCAGCACCGAAGAGGUCCCCGAAUGGGUGCUGGGUCGCUCAGCCAUCGUCCAGAUCAGUCCAGACACCCUGACGUCCAGCGCCCUUCUGCCCUCCUCCGAUCUGGUUCCCAUGACGCCCUCCACUUCCUCGACGGGAAGGCUGAGUCGUACGAGCCAGACCCCAAGGACUGCUAGCAAACCCAAUACUCCUAUCCCGGAGGAUCCCGAGCGGCUGUCACCCGGGAAGGUUCGGGAGUACAUCCUGCAUCGCCUUCUGCAGCCAGUUUUAGAGAUGUUGAAGGCGGGGGCUGUACUGCACUGCAUUUCUGCCGUGGAUGUCCUGGAGCAAGUGAACUUCCUGUCCCGAAGUGACGUCAACGAGCGAGGCCAGAAUGGCCCUGGGGGAAACGGCUCCGGAGAAGCGAAGCUGAGGUUAAACGACCAGCUGGGCAGCUUCCCACUGCUCGUCCAGGCGGCUCUGCAGGUCAGCAGAGCCAUUUCGAGUGCUACGCAGCUGCCAAAACUUCAGGAGGAGAUUGGCGGUGCCCUCAAGAAGCUAGGGAGUGAUGGAAUCCUUAGUUCGGCAGAUAAGGAGGUUGUCCAGAGUCUGAGUUCGUGUGGCGGCGCUGCCUUCGACCAAAGCUGGGACCUCGUCUCUUCUUCGUGGAGUCCUUGGUUGCUCGUCGGCGAAGACGAAGUCGAUGCCAGCGUCAUGCCAGAGGUUGGGUAUGAGGUCGCCCCAACGCGAGAUGCUCGUAGGCUGAGUUGGCUCAUUGGAAAGAUGAGUCAGAUCUACCGUCCACUGGUCAUAGUUGGAGGCCCUGGAAGUGGGAAAACGACUACUGCUCUUCAGGCUUUGUCCUCUCUCACUGACUGGAGAAAAAUCCGAGUGGACGUGACCUGUACAACCACGGCAGGCGACCUGGAAGACGAGAUUCUGAGGCAGGUCACCAGGAAGUCCUUCGACACACUCAUCCCGAGCUCUCCUACGAUCUUCUUGCUGGAUGAUUUGGGGCGUCUGCCCAGGAACAGCCAGGCUUUCAGUUUCUUGCAAGGAAUAGUUCUGCACAAAGGCUUGUACGUCGCCAAAGACAAUAACAAGUGGAUGAACCUAAGCAACGUGUAUAUUGUAGGCGUUUCCAGCUACUAUGGAGACAAGUGGUCCUACGUGGAGGGGGUAGAAAAAUUCAGUGGCUGGGCCAUCUACAACAUGGACUUCAAUGAGGACGCCUGCACCUUCUACGUGUCCUCUGCCCUGACGCCAAUAAGCUCCCUUCAGAGUCAGGUCGUUUCCACGAUGGUGUCAAUGACAGAGGCUGUAGCUCAGAGACUGUCCAUUAACUUCUCCCGGAGGAAGGAGCCCUUCAUCCCUCCCAAUAAACAAGUCCUCAAGUGGCACGUUGCCGCCGCCCUCAGACGGGUCUUCCACUCGCAGCAGGCGGUGUCGUCCUCCGAGAUGUCAGGUGCUCUCAUACUCAACAUCUGGCUGCACUCUGUAACUUCGGAGUUCUUGUUCAACCUUCAUUCCCAGAGGCGCAAAGACAAGGCAUGGCACGAAAUCCAGUGUUGCGUGGCUGAGGAAGGAAUGGACAUUGUGGGGGCGGUGCCCUCCAGCCCCCCUGUCCCCCUGUGGCCCCCAGGGAUGGAAGAUGGCCAAGGGGCCUCACUCCUGCCGAAGUACGUCAACGCAGAGGAAGCUGCAAAGCAAAUCGCGGAGUGUCUGAGGGCCGGGGGCGUGACUGACACCUCCAGAGGGCACGCGGGCAUCGGAAUGGGCAUCACAGUCAUCGUGGACGCCCUUCGCUCUCUCGUCAUGCCCCUGGGGACUCACACGGCUCCUUUCCUCCUCCUCGUGGGGCCUCUGACGAGGGACAAGGAUGUCACGCUGUUUCUUGCUGCUAAUUACAUGGGUAUGACGCUGAAGGCCUGUGGCUCAGCCAGCGAAGUGACGUCAGUGCUUGGCGCGCCUGCGCAGGAGUCGGAAGUAUAUGAGUCUAGCUCGGCCGUCCAAAAAAUGGAGUCUUCUGAUGAUAUACCAGCUUUAGUGUUGGUACCAGCAUCUCUUCUAAGUGAUAAGGACGUCUGCAGGGCAGUAUUGAAUGCUUCAAGAGACUCAGGCAGUAAGAAGGAAAGGAUAAUAGUAGUGAGCGGCUGCAAAGAGGAGAUCUGGGCCUUGACCUUCGAACUCAGGUCAGUGUCAGGUCACGGACGUGUUGUGUGUUUACCUGCUCAGACGCUGGAACAGCAUUACACUUUCGUCAAGGAUCGGAUUGCUCAGGUGGACGUCAUCAAAAAGGAAUCCCGGAGAAUUCAAGAGGAAAUCGCGGAUUUUGUGGCUCAGCUCCACCUAUCCUACUGCACCGAAGAAGAAGUCUCUUCGAAGUCCCGAAGGAAGAGGAUGUCUUCUCCUGACAUCACCAGAGGGAUGACGUCCAUCCCAUCGAGGUUCAACAGGAUGCCUCCCGUGGCCUCCAUGUCCGAGCUGAUUGAUGUCUUCGGAGGACUUCUGUCCCAGGGGAAGGACCAGGCUGUGUCCGCUCUGAGCGACUUGGAAAAGGCAGUGAGCAGAGUCGCCGACUUGGAGAAUCACGUUCGGGGUCUCAGGGAGACGCACUCUGGCCUCGAGACUUCCAUUUCUGAGGCUGAGGUCAACAUCAAGGACAUUUCUGAGAAGCUGGAGGAGAAGGAAGCCAGCAUCGUCGACCUGGAAAACACAGUGUGCGAGCUGAGAGGGGAGGUGGCCACCGUCGAGAGAUCCUACGAGGAGCUUCGGGGGGAAGUGGCCGAGUAUAUCGAGGAGACCAAAGCUCCUCUGGUGGAAAUCACUGCCGAGCUCUCCCAGCUGGAUAUGCAGAGGAUAAGAAAGCUCCUAUCUCGAGCGCCUCUCUCGGCCAUCCAGGUGCUGUUCGAGUGCUCCGUCUUCCUGCUGGGAGCCACGGACAUGUCCAUGAAGGCCGUGAAACAUGCCACGCACGACAACACCUUCUGCAAGAAACUGGCGGCUGUCUGCGUGCCCGGACUCAACGCCACCCAGAUCAGUACCCUCAACGAAAAGCUGGAGCAAAUCAAGAUGACCAACGACCACAUGGCCAGAGUGAGUGACAUCGGAGGGGUCCUGCUAACUUACAUGCGCACCUUGAUCUUCUACUGGCACCGUCACCACGAGGACAUCCAGCCUCGCCAGGCUCGAGUCGAGGCUUUGAAGGACAGUAGCAAACAGCUUCAGGUGGAGAUAGCCACCAAGGAGCGCCUCAUCCGCGGCCUGAAGGAGGACAUCACGAGCCUCAACGCCACGACGAAGGAGGAGGAGGGCAAGAUGAUCUCUCUGAAGGGGCGCAAGAUGGACGUCGAGGAGGAACUCGAGAGGGUUUUGGCUGUCAUCAACGAGCUCAGGCCCCAUGCUGAGAGGUGGCAGGAGGCCAUUGAGAAGCAGAAACUACUCUUAGAACAAGUCACGGGCAACGCCCUUUUGAAAGCAGCCUGCCUCGUCUACCUGACCGACCUGACGCCCAUCGAGAGACAAGACCUCACUGAGAAGUGGGAGAAGGACCUGGUCGGAAGGGGUCUCCUGAAACAGACUAGUGAUAAGACGGAUGGUUUGAAGUUAGUCUCGAAACCAGGAGACUUGCAAAAGGACGUACAAGCAUUUGUUGACCACUACGCUGCCAGGUUGAAGUGCCUUCUGCUGCGCGACCCACAUCACGUGGUUGAGGAGUACUUGAGUGGAGGAAUAUGGAUCAGCACAGAAACGGACAGAUGGAAGGAGGAGGUGCAGGACAGACUGGAUAACGGCGAAAAAAGAUUAAUCUACUUAUGGGCGCCUCACUCUAGGGCGCUUGACCUGGUCAAGUGGAGUGAAGCCUACCUCGGGAAAGAGUGUCGCGGAGAUAUCGCAAAAGAAACCAGGAAGGCUAAGAUUAUUGUUAUCAUGGACGGGGAGUGUUCUGAAUUCUAUUGUCCUCUGUGCUCAACUCACACCAUCCUCGAUGUGACUUUGGAUUAUAAGGGAGCUGUCCACCAGUUCUUGAGGGCCAUCUUGAAGUGGCACUCGCCGAGGCUGGAGGAGCAAGUCCAGGCCUCCGUCAGGAGCGUAGCCAAGGCCCAGGCAGGGAAAGGUAAAGCGGAGGAGAACCUCAUCAAGACUUUCAUAAAUUCGAAGAAGGUUACCGAUAUGACGGAGCUCGAGAGCUUCACCAGCCUGGUCAGGGUUCUCAACGAGGCAAUGGAAAAAGGAAUCGAGACAGAGAGGCAGCUGGAAGGCCUCACAUCCCAAGUGUCGGAGAAAUACCUGAGGGCUUCCAAGUACAUCACACGCCUGUAUCAGGUGACUCACUUGGUUUCACCCCUGAAUUCCGGCUACUCGGUUCCUAUCACCCUGCUGUUGGAGAACCUAGCCCACAAAGUGUCCAAGUUGUCAGUCUGCGUCGGAGAAGACUCUAGUAAAGAAACUGACAUGGAACAGCAGUUGAAAGAGCUGGACGAAGCAAUGACAGCCAGUGUGAUAGAGCUUCUGGACACGAGACUCCAUUUGCAGCACAGAGUGACUGUGUCCACUUGCUUUGCCUUGGCGAAGCUCGACAUGGAGAAGGUCAGGGAAGACUACGUGACUUCCUUCUUGACUCCUCUGGACAAAGGGCGGGACGUCUGGUGGAGACCCAAAAAGAUCAAGAAGGAAGCGACUCUGAAAGAAGACGAAAAAUGUGAAGGAGAUGGAGACGAUGAAGGCGAAGAGGAGGGGGAGGCGAAGGCUGAUGGUGAAGAGGAGGUUGUUGAUGAUGCUAAGGAAGAGGAAGGGGAAGGAGAUGAAAAAGAAGAUGCAGUGAAGGAGGAGGAGGAGGAGGAGGAGGAAGAGAAGAAGAAAUUGAGGCGGAAGACUCUGAAGAAGAGCAAGAACAGGAUGAAGAAUUUGGUCUUGAUUGGAUGCCCAAGGAAUACAAAGAGAGUCUUUGAGAGGCUGACCAGCCUCUGUUCGAGUCUGUUCCCUUUGCCUGUUGUAGGAGAGGAGUCUGUGGAAGAUGUCAGAUGUCAGCUGCUGAAGUGGAUUCGAUCAGAGGACGAUGCUCCUUCACCCUCAAGUCUUUUCUGUGUUGAUGAUGACCUCAGAAAGGCUUCCCAAGAGGUGCUCUUAGCAAGGCACCUCCGACCUGACUUGCUGAUCUCGGCCAUGAAGAAUCUCGUGGGCAUGGCUCUUCCUCCGUCGACGUUGCCAGAGGAGAACUCGGGCCUGUUGUCUCGUGCUCUGACCCAACACUGGCGACCCAAGAUGACCCCGAGGACGGGCAUAAGUGACCUCAUACAGAUUCACGUUGGAGGCGGAACGCAACCUCUCCAUGAUUUGCUGACAGCUGCAAAAAAAGCUGGUCUGCCUUACUACAAGCUCACCUUUCUCUCCAUGGCCACUGCCUCGCAACAGGAACUGCGUCGUCGAGUGGUCAUGGCCGCCCGCCGGAAGACGUGGCUCGUUCUGCUGGACUGUGAGGUCCUGCCAGACUCCCUUUGGAGUAUUCACGCUGCCCUUAAGCUCCUGCCCUCGACGCUCUCUGCCCCUACAGUCAUUUGCCUCCUGGCCAAGGGACUCCAUACCGUGGAGGAAAUAAACAGCUCCGUCGUGGUUCAGCUUGAGAUACCGAACACCUUAUCAUCCAACCUGGCAACACAUCUGCAGUUUGGUUACGACCACCUCCAAGCGCACGUCGGCGCCAGCGGAUCGAACCCGGGGCAGACGCAAGCUGCGAUAUUGGCAACUGCGUACAUCUUUUCGCUGUUACAGACGCGGAGAAUAUACGGAGAGAACAGUUGGGUUUCGCGACCUCUCCUGACCCAAGCAAUUUUUAAGGAAUCUCUUUCUGCCGCUCACCACCUCACCGAAGCAUUCAAGGGGAAGGUCACCUGGGAGACCCUGGCUGCUCUUCUGGCAAAGGUGACUUACGGCAGCGUCGUCACUGCCGCCUUAGACCAGCACAUCAUCGACAGAAUCUUCGCUGACCACCUGAACGACAAGAGUUACUUCCUCCCCGUCAAACAGAUGAAGGUGCACAGGCAGGCGAGCGUCGUGGAGACGCCGACACCAGAUGGCACCACUGAGCAGCCUGGCCUUGGUGGUCCCACGGGGGAUGAGGCGGACAGGGUCCUCUCUCCUGUACCCACAAUCACGACUCCAGUACUGCUGGGGACGUCUGGUGGUCCUCACCAGCAGCCUUUGGAAGCCCAGGGCAACAUCCUGCUUUAUUCGUUUCCAGAGAGGAAACUGGUGCUGGAUCUAAAACUUCCUCCACAACAGGCCAUUGAACGGGUUUGUGAGGUAGCGGAGAUCUCCGAGGCGCAACUUGUAGGACUAAGCGAACAGUACCGCCAUUUGCAAAGCCACCAGGAACUAACCAACAGUCUUGAGGUCUUCACAGCCACUCCUUUGGUGAGCGUACCUAAACACGCAGUGAUGAGGAUGCUAAAAGAAUUGCAAGGUCGCCUCCAUGGUCCCCUCGGUCCUCGUGCUGCCCAGGUUGUCAAGGAGGAGGACCUAGAGACUCUCGCCUGGCAACGGGAAGUGGAGAUUUGGGAUGAAAUGCAAGGGAAGAUGUCUCAUCAGCUACUCCAAAUUGAGGAGGCCCUGUCCAGAGGGUGUGCCCGACCAGCACAGGCCUUAUUGGCCCUGUCAGACAUUGUUCGUGAGUGUGUGUUGGAUCCCGACAACUGCGUGACCUCCAAGGGUGACCUCAAGGGUGAUGUGAGACAAGCAGCAGCGAAGGACAACCUCGUAACCCUCUGGAUAGCGAGGACCAUCACGAAGGACGUGCUGUUUCUGAGCGAGGAAUGGAAGGCUCGCCACCACCACCUUUUGUGUUGGGCCGAAAGCGAGCUGGCUCCCGCCGUCGUCCGCCUCGGGAUGAUGGAGAUGCCCGGCUGGUGGCUGACGCGCCUCCGUCAGGCGGUGUGCACAAAGGCCCACUGGCUCCUGCAGGGAUCUCUAGUCUACGCCGUCCCGUCGAAGCCCGGCGACGACGAAGAUGACGAGGAACGUCCUAAGCAGGGUGCUUACGUAUCUGGAGGCAAUCUAGUCGGUGGGAGGUGGUAUAAGGAUAAGGUUUAUCCCGAUGCUCCCAAUGAGCCUAACCUUCCGAUGACCUUCGCUGUGACCGUGUCUCAUGCCAUGAAGCCAACGCCUGUUGGAUGUGCCUGGGUACCAGUGUUAGAGAAGAGAAGGGCAGAGAAACCUUUAUUUCUAGCACUUCUGCCUCUCCACUCGAGCCUUUCUUCAAAGCGAUCUCCUCUGCAUGUUAUCUUGCACUGACGUCAUUUCCUGUCCGUCCGCCAGCCCGUGCAGACAUAUACACUACGUCCUUUCCUAAAAUUCCUGUGGAUUUAACUCGACGCUAAACACCUUUUCAGACCUUUUUAGGCUUUCCUAACCUUCCCCCACCCCCAUCACCAACAACUUGUUUCAGACCUUUUUAGGUUUUCCUAACUUGGCC
Macrobrachium nipponense is the source of this 15140-nucleotide messenger RNA. RefSeq lists its product as uncharacterized. Gene Ontology annotation, biological process: cilium movement involved in cell motility. The transcript is spliced from 88 exons. Bases 263 to 14959 code for a protein of 4898 amino acids. Lineage: Eukaryota; Metazoa; Arthropoda; Malacostraca; Decapoda; Palaemonidae. Gene Ontology annotation, molecular function: dynein intermediate chain binding; minus-end-directed microtubule motor activity; ATP binding. The record is from RefSeq and is a predicted model, not a curated record. Gene Ontology annotation, cellular component: dynein complex; 9+2 motile cilium.